AUGCCAGACUUCGCCGAGGAUCACUUCACUGCAGCGACAUCAUCAACCGAGGCACCACAGGAGAACAAGUUCGAGCGCCGAGAGUCUCAAGACUCCUUCUCGGAAGAGGAGCCCUCCUCUCUUGUCGAUGAGCCGUUCUACCUUGGCUCAAGCUCUGGGGCCACGAUCGCCAGAAUGAUCCAGUCUUCCAUAUUCCACGGGGCCGGGGGAAGAGCCAUCAAUGAAGCCAUGGCUGCGGUUCAGCCUGGAGUCCUUCGACCACCCCUAUCAACAGGUUCCCCAUCUUCACAUUCCGAUGAGCCAAUGUCCGAAUUUCCCCAUCCGGACCAGGCAAAAAUGCUCUUCGACGUAUUUUUCAAUCGGCUUCACACCCGCUGGCCUAUCUUGGACAGGAAGACGUACAUCGUACUGUUCAAAAACCAGUACGACCAAGGAGCUCUGCCGAUUCAACAAAGAAGCAUCAUGCACCUCAUAUAUGCGAUCUCGGCCAGAUUUCUGCAGUUGAUGAAGAAGCCCUGUGACGUUGACCCUGAACGUCAUCUUCUAGCAGCCAUCGAGCCAAUGGAUUUCAUCUUAGAGCAGCAUAACCUGGCAACGGUCCAAUUCCUGCUUUUACUCGCCGUCCAUGGCCAGAGAAGCCCUUUCGGUGCCGGAUGCUGGUCACAGGUUCGAUACGCUGUAACACUCUGCAUAGAGCUGGGCCUACAUCGGAAGCAGACGGGCACGUCCUCACACAGUCAGCGCGAUAUUGAGAUAAGAAGGCGGGCAUUCUGGGCUUGCUACUGUCUGGACAGAAUGACGAGCGUGGUAUUGGGAAGAACAUUUGCCAUUGAUGACAGAGACAUCAACGUGGAGAUGCCUAGCGACGAUAAUACGUUUUGGGACCUCACGGCCUUGGGCAGCCCGCCGGCACCUCCUGAACCAGCUUGGUCAAACAUGAAGCCGUUCAUUCACAUCAUCAAGCUCCGUCGAAUACAGUCGAGAAUCCACAGGCGCGUAUACCGUGUCGACAAGGAUGUCUUUGCGGGAUCACCAGAUGAGAGGGCCAAACUUCACUCGAAAAUGACGGCUAUUCGGGGCGAGCUAGACGAAUGGGCGAGGAAAAUCCCACAUCCGCCGAAAGACUCCAAGUCUAUUACAUGGAUGUAUGACCCAGAAAGCGCGUAUCACGACUCAAGAGACUUCUUCAAUCUACAAUACCAUAAGUCCAUACUGUCGCUCUUUACCGUUCUACUUCCGACCUUGAACACAUCCGACCCGAGAUUCGUGACCUGCGCACGAUCGGCAGCCUGCGUAUGCACCACAUACAAGCGCCUCAAUCAGCAAAAGACUCUCAGUUACACAAUGAUGGCGCUGCACUCAUGUUUCAUCGCUGGACUCACGUUGGUGUACUGUCUGUGGAGAGACCGCUCUCUCUUCUCCUACGACGCACUGGAAGCUACUCGCGCCUGUUCCCAAUCGCUCACAAUCUUUGGCGAGAAGUGGCCCGGGGCAGUCAAAUAUCGCGACAUUUUUGAUGCUCUCUCCGGAAGUCUCUUCAAGACCAUUGUCAACCCAAGUUCUCCCUCGGGUUCGGGGCUGAAGCCGCUCAAGGUGGACCUCGAAGCGGAGCCUGGGGUCUCACCGACGAGUCCUGCUGUGUCGCCCAAGACACAACACGAAGGUAAGCCGAUUAUGAGCCAUGCCAUCUCUGAUGCAGUUAAAGAGGCGUUUAUGGAGGUGGACGAGGAAGCGCCUGGCGGAUGGCAAGGGUGGAGGAUGUUCAAUGAGAUGGUGCACGACGACUCGAUACCUGAGCAUAUGGAAAUGAUCAGACACGAGGAGAUUCUACCCGGCGAUGAAGGCGGCAAUGGAAGGGCACCGGAGUACGACUCAGCAUUUAUCCCGGAGGCACUUCCGAUAGGAACAUUGGACUCGGAAUGGGACUUCGGAGGUCUGGAAGGACAUUAUUAA
This is a messenger RNA of Colletotrichum siamense, 1953 nucleotides long. RefSeq names its product Positive regulator of purine utilization (gene uaY-9). Gene Ontology annotation, biological process: DNA-templated transcription; positive regulation of transcription by RNA polymerase II. The transcript is spliced from 5 exons. NCBI's taxonomy places the organism in Eukaryota, Fungi, Ascomycota, Sordariomycetes, Glomerellales, Glomerellaceae. The record is from RefSeq and is a predicted model, not a curated record. Bases 1 to 1953 code for a protein of 650 amino acids. Gene Ontology annotation, molecular function: sequence-specific DNA binding; DNA-binding transcription factor activity, RNA polymerase II-specific; zinc ion binding.